Molecule: messenger RNA, 879 nt
Organism: Arachis stenosperma
Lineage: Eukaryota; Viridiplantae; Streptophyta; Magnoliopsida; Fabales; Fabaceae
Product: serine/threonine-protein phosphatase 7 long form homolog
Exons: 5
Coding region: 1-879 (292 amino acids)
Biological process (GO): meristem maintenance; meristem development
Source: RefSeq, a predicted model, not a curated record
AUGGCAGACAGAAGGAGCUUGCACCGACUGAACGGUGUUGCGCAUGUUGCCGGUUCCAUUGGUGACGAGCUCAUUAGGUGUAUAUACAGUGUGAGACAGCAACAGAAUAUGCCCAUGCAUGAAAGGAUCAUCUCGUAUUUAGAGAGGGCUGGAUUGUACCAUUUGGCCAGGCUAAAUAGCCAAUGGUUCUGGUUGGAUGAGCCAUUGCUUGGGUUGCCUGUCGAUGGGGAGGCUGUGAGUGGUUGCCUUGGUGAUUUUGAGAAAUACAUGGAGGGUGGCCGACCAGCUUGGGAGUGGUUUCAGGACCUAUUCGGUGAGCUGUCACCACCGAAUAAGGUCAAGCAGAUGACGGUCCACUUUACAUGGUUCCACGAGAGGUUUAGUGUGCUACCACCAGAUGCGAACGAGGAGACUGUUCGCAUCUACGCACGUGCCUACAUCAUGAUGCUUUUAUCUACUCAAUUAUUUGGGGACAAGAGUGUGAACCGGGUACAUAUACGGUGGUUGCCAUUUGUGGCAAACCUUGAUGACAUGGGGAGGUAUAGCUGUGGUUCGACUGCUUUGGCUUGGUUGUACCGAUGUAUGUGUCGGGUAGUGAACAGAAAUGUGACUAACCUUGCGGGUCCCCUCCAGUUGCUACAGAGUUGGAUAUUCUGGCGUUUUUCCUCGUUGAGGCCGUCCGGGUUUGAGGUUUUCUCUUUUCCGCUGGCAUCCAGGUGGUCUGCUUACUUACCUCCGAACGAUGGCAAGAAACAGAGGGUCCUAAGUUAUCGGCUUGCAUUGGAUCGCUUGACCGCUCGUGAUAUUGUAUGGGAGCCCUACUCCGCGCUUGAUGUACUUGCUGUCGCUCGAUAUCGAUGUGGCCAUACACGUGUGUAG